Messenger RNA from Bemisia tabaci, 894 nucleotides. RefSeq names its product THO complex subunit 7 (gene thoc7). Lineage: Eukaryota; Metazoa; Arthropoda; Insecta; Hemiptera; Aleyrodidae. Gene Ontology annotation, cellular component: THO complex part of transcription export complex. The record is from RefSeq and is a predicted model, not a curated record. Gene Ontology annotation, biological process: mRNA processing; mRNA export from nucleus.
GGACGAAGGGACUCAGGUUCCGACUCUGAUUUAAUUUAUUUUUUUGUCUGAUUCACAUCACAUAAUGGCAGAUGAGGAUGUGAUCCGUCGCCGUCUCUUGAUUGAUGGAGAUGGAACAGGAGAUGAUCGCAGGCUGAACGUCCUAUUAAAGUCUUUCAUGAAGUGGUGUGAUCAGCCGGAUACAUCAGUAGAAAAUAACGAAAAAAUGAAGAACAGACUCCUAUCAUUGAUGCUCCUUUGUGAACAUACUUUCAAAAAGUCACGACUGGUAGCAGAAAUGAGCACCAGGGAACUAGAAAACUAUGAACACAUUUCCAAAGAAAUUGAACAGAAAAUAGAGGAAACGAAAAAAGAAAUGGAGAAGACAAAGAAGGAUUUAGAAUCGGGAAAACUGAUCAGAAAAAAUAGGAUGGAGUACGACAUUCUAGCUGAAAUAAUCAAGCAGCAUCCAGACAGACUAGAAACUACAGAGAAAUUAAAACAGAUUGAGAAAGAAUUGAUUUCUCUCAAGGAAACUGAAGCAACUGUAGACAAAAGGAUCGAAAUGCGGCGGAAACAAUUCCAUGUCAUGAUUUCAUCGAUACAUCAAUUAGAAGCAAUCUUAAAAGCUGAUAAAGAUAAUAUUCUAGAUAAUUCUUAUGAUGCAUUUGACGAUGAUGAUUUAGAUUUACUUGACAAGAAAUCCGAUUCAGAAAUGAUUGUUGAGUAACUGUACGUAUUACUUUUUUACCUAAGUGUAAUCAAAGUUACAUGAGUCAAUUAAGUUCAAGAUAAAUAUCAUCUCGUCUUUCACAUACCUCAUCCAAAAUUGUAUCAUUACGUGCGAGUUGCUAACCAUAUACACCUAAUGUAAUGGUAUUGUGCACCACCUAACAGAAAAAAACAAACCAAGCC